Messenger RNA from Cylindrotheca closterium, 1098 nucleotides. NCBI's taxonomy places the organism in Eukaryota, Bacillariophyta, Bacillariophyceae, Bacillariales, Bacillariaceae. The record is from the annotation of a GenBank genome assembly.
AUGGUUUUCUUCACUCGCAAAUCAAAAUCCGUGGAAAGCAUACUGCUUGUCCUAUUGACUGUGUUUGUGCUUUCUUGCGCAGCCGUAUUUGAGCAAAAGAACGGAACUACCAGUCAAUCGGCCGAUGAAAUUGUAGCUUCCAUUCCUUUCCCCGGGGCACAAUGGAUCGAGAGGAUGGCGACGCCCGAGACCAAGAUUACGUUGGAGAAUGGCGAAACUUAUUCCUCAGCGUAUGCUGCCGUUUUGAAUGGAGAGCCGUUGGCCAACCCUUGCCGAAAUUUCAAUGCAUGGGUCAACUCUAUUUUCAUUGGACCCAAGACUGCUAGCCGCUUUGUAGAGACCAUGGGGGUCGAAUGGGGCCAUUAUCUUCUGUGCUAUCUUCGUAACAUGAUUGCAGGAACCUUCAUUUACUAUGCAACUGCAGGAAUCUUCCACUACUUUUGCUACGUUCAUCCAAUGUCCAAGGAAAUCUUCAAGAACAGAAAAAGACCUGACUCGGCAAUCAUCUGGAAUCAAAUUAAGCUGAGUCAGGCAAGUUUGUUCAUCUACACUAUGCUACCAGUCUUGGACGAAUACCUUAUUGAAGCGGGUUACACCAAAACGUACUUUACGGUUGAUGAAAUUGGAGGCUGGGUACCGCAUAUUGCCACAAUGGCCUUUUACUUUGCGUGUGUUGAGAUUGGAAUCUACUGGAUGCACCGAACACUACAUACCAACAAAACUUUGUACAAACACGUCCACCUGCUCCACCACUCAUACAACAAGCCCGAAACGUUGACACCCUGGGCUUCCAUCGCUUUCCACCCGCUAGAUGGCAUAUUGCAGGCCUCGCCAUAUGUGUUUCUGUUGCCAUUUAUUCCUUGCCACUACAUUACGCAUGUUGUCAUGGUAUUCUUCACUGCUAUUUGGGCAACCUACAUUCAUGAUGCCAUGGAUUUCAACAUUGACCCAAUCAUGGGAAGCAAGUAUCACACUGUCCACCACACACACUACAUUUACAACUAUGGGCAAAUUUUCACGUUUUGUGAUCGGUUCUGGGGAACCCUCAAGAUUCCAGAUGGACCAACCGGAGUUCCAGCGAAGCGAAAGGGAGUGUAA